Molecule: messenger RNA, 2150 nt
Organism: Saccostrea echinata
Lineage: Eukaryota; Metazoa; Mollusca; Bivalvia; Ostreida; Ostreidae
Product: neuronal PAS domain-containing protein 3-like
Exons: 9
Coding region: 1-2130 (709 amino acids)
Biological process (GO): regulation of transcription by RNA polymerase II
Molecular function (GO): RNA polymerase II transcription regulatory region sequence-specific DNA binding; DNA-binding transcription factor activity, RNA polymerase II-specific; protein binding
Source: RefSeq, a predicted model, not a curated record
AUGACAGCAUCACGGCGCGUCUACAAACCACCGCGGUCAGGCACGGGACGACCGGUUCCGGAACGGGGAAUUCGCACCCCUCAACAACCUGCGAUGAACGAUAGGGAAGAAGCUUGGGCAUACGAAAAAAUCACCCCUUCACUACAAAAUGGGGAACUAGGCGGUAAUGAAGAAAGACAUCAGGUUGUGGAAGAAUUCUUCUGUGGCAGAAAUAUAUUUCAGAUACUUGAUGGUUUUGUUCUGGCCGCGUCAACUGAUGGGACUCUGUUAUAUGCUUCAGAUAAUGUCCUACAGUAUCUAGGAUUUAAUCAGGUGGAUUUGAUGCAUCGUUGUCUGUACGGCAUUGUACAUCCAGAUGAUCACGACAAUAUGAAAAAUGUUUUAGAGCGACACAUCACUUCCGUUACACAGAUUUCAGAUAAUUUCCAGUCAAAGACUGUGAAUAUAUCAUUUGUUUGUCGAAUGAAGUGUUUUAAUGGUACUUCUGCUGGUUACCUGAAAAUUCACUGCUCUGGGAAAAUUGAAGAUAUUCCGGAAUUUUCACUGAAAAAUAGUCGAAACCAGCCUCACAUCAUGCUGCUCUUCUGUCAGCCAUUUAUGUUGACCGGAAACGACCUCACUAAUGACGUCAAACAAAAUGUCUUCUGGAGUAAGCAUGAUAUGGACCUUACCAUUCGAGAACUGGAUAAGAAAGCAUCCGACAUAAUUGGAUACAACGCUGAUGAACUUAAUGAGGUCACACUCUACAAAUAUGUCCACCCUGAAGACCUUGUGACUUUUGCUGCUUGUCACAAAACAUUAAUGGAUAGCACCGAGGUACAAACGAUGUACUUCCGCAUCGAGACUCGGAAUGGGAAGUGGGUUUGGCUGCACAGCAGGGGAAAGGUCAUCAGCAAAAAUUCCAAGAAAUUUUCCAUCGUGUUCACGCACUGUCCCGUCAGAGUGGAGGACAGUACAUUUUUACAGCAAGAAACAGCACUUCGUCACCGAUACGCCAUAGGCGACCUUCAAUUCUUUCUACAAAAUGGCCACUAUAGUAAUGGUGGCCAUAGAUCCGACCCCGAAAACCACAAUGAAGACAUUCAUGGGAUGCAGAAAGUCAGUAACUUCUGCACUCCACAUAUGGGAUUUACUGAAGACGUGUCACUCUCUUUUUAUACACCACUGGUAACCUGUCCAUCAAGCUGGCAUAUGAUGUCAGACCGUCAUUCCCCAGUGUUGCCCUCCACGCAUGUUGCACACAAAAUCACACAACGUGAAAAGCAACUGCAGUUUCAGGAAUUCAAGCGACGACAACAGAUAGAGAAGACUGUGAUAAAAUCCGAGUACAGUAUGUACAACCCAGUGCAAAACUCUUGCCAGCAGUAUGUUGCAUCAUCUGUCGAUUCUUUUACGACCUUUAAACCAUGCAGUAACGGAACUCAAAUGAUAAAGGCGGAACCACAGGAAAAUUUUUACACAACCUGUGGUCAUACGAUGAACUACCCCAACAGCAUGUUAUUCAACCCUAUGGAACAAACCCCUCAGCAACAAUGGAAUGCAGCAGUGCCGCCAAAUUAUUCCGCUGGGCCACCCAAUGUUAACGUUUAUAAUUUUCCUCCUUCGCCGCCAUAUUCUCCCCAAAAAGUAGCAAAUUAUUCUUUCAACCAACAUAUUUAUCCCCAACAGGGUCACAACCCAACGAAUUUAACAUGUGUUCAUCAACCAAUGCAAACCUUGCCAGAUCAGUUCGACAGAAGCCAAAAUAGUGCUGGAUUUGCUAAUUACCAUAAUCUACCUAUAAGUCAUGUGCAAAACCAGUAUUUUUCGAACGGAUGCGUGAAACCGGAUAGAGGAGUCAAGUUUUCCGUCCGAUGCAAUGCAUCCGAACAAAAUUCACAUUUCUCUCCUCAAGGGAGUAAUUUUGGAGUUUUUCAAAAUGCAAGUAACAUUGCUAUCACAACCAUUGCAGGGCCAUCCUGUGCCAUGCCUCAUAGAUUUUGUCCUGACGAAAGAGUGGAAUACGAUAUCGAGGCCUCUAUUCACAUGAAAAUCGUGGAAAAUCCACGAAACAGACGAGGUACGCAUCAAAAAGGCGAUGUUGAUCUUCCGUCCAUAGGGAGUUUCUUGGAAUAUUUGAAUGACUCUUAGCCUAUGAUUCUUAAGGUUGC